Amblyraja radiata (thorny skate) is the source of this 861-nucleotide messenger RNA. RefSeq names its product excision repair cross-complementation group 2 (gene ercc2). NCBI's taxonomy places the organism in Eukaryota, Metazoa, Chordata, Chondrichthyes, Rajiformes, Rajidae. The record is from RefSeq and is a predicted model, not a curated record. The transcript is spliced from 9 exons. Bases 49 to 861 code for a protein of 270 amino acids. Gene Ontology annotation, biological process: positive regulation of mitotic recombination; transcription by RNA polymerase II. Gene Ontology annotation, cellular component: nucleus. Gene Ontology annotation, molecular function: ATP binding; DNA helicase activity; damaged DNA binding.
CCUGGAGGACUGGGGGAGGGGGCGGGGCCAGCGGCGGCGGCGGCAGCGAUGAGGGUAAAUAUCGAUGGGUUGUUGGUGUACUUCCCCUAUGAUUACAUCUACCCCGAGCAGUAUUCAUACAUGCUGGAGCUGAAGAGAAUCCUUGAUGCCAAGGGGCAUGGAGUUCUGGAAAUGCCGUCGGGAACGGGGAAGACCAUCUCUCUGCUGUCACUGAUUGUGGCUUAUCAAACGACCUAUCCUGCAGAAGUGACCAAGCUGAUCUAUUGUUCACGAACAGUUCCUGAGAUAGAAAAGGUUGUGGAGGAACUCCGCAAGUUGCUGGAGUACAACGAGAAACAGACUGGACAGAAGGAGCAGUUCCUGGCGCUGGCUCUCAGCUCCAGGAAGAACCUGUGCAUCCACCCGGAGGUGAGUGCCCAGCGGUUUGGGAAGGAGGUUGACGGGAAGUGCCACAGUCUGACCGCCUCACACGUCCGCAUGCAGCACUCCAGCAACCCCAGCGUGCCCGUCUGCAACUUCUACGAGGAGUUUGACGUUCACGGGAGAGUGGAGCCCCUCUCCUCCGGCGUCUAUAACCUGGACGACCUGAAGGUUUACGGGAGACAGAAGGGAUGGUGCCCCUAUUUCUUGGCUCGAUAUUCUAUCCUGCAUGCAAACAUCAUUGUCUACAGCUACCACUACCUGCUGGAUCCCAAGAUUGCAGACAUGGUGUCCAAGGAGCUGUCUCGGAGAUCGGUGGUGGUGUUUGAUGAAGCCCACAACAUCGGUAUGUGGCCAUUGCAGCGACCUCUGCCACUGGGGAAGUCCAGGACACGGGGUCACAGUUUAAGGAGACCACCAGACAUGGCUGGACCUGCGUGA